Messenger RNA from Alosa alosa (allis shad), 2314 nucleotides. Its product is annotated as cell surface glycoprotein CD200 receptor 1-like. Gene Ontology annotation, molecular function: signaling receptor activity. Bases 377 to 1339 code for a protein of 320 amino acids. Gene Ontology annotation, biological process: regulation of neuroinflammatory response. The transcript has 7 exons. NCBI's taxonomy places the organism in Eukaryota, Metazoa, Chordata, Actinopteri, Clupeiformes, Clupeidae. The record is from RefSeq and is a predicted model, not a curated record.
UAACAGACAGAAUUCAAUGGUUUCAUUGGCAGGCCUCUAUGUGUAGAUAUACAGUAAUUUUACGAUGACAGUGACAAAUUAAACUGAAAGAUCUCUGUGGAAAGAACUGAAGCAGUGAGCAAUGGAAUGCCAGUGUUAAAAUGCUGUAUUUGACUUGACAACUAAACAAAACAUCUACCGUUAUAUCUACUUCAGAGGAGAGGAGAGUUCAAAUUUUGUCACUAAGUCUGUGGACAGGGCCAAGCAUUCAAGAAAAGGCCCAACAUUCAAAAAAGAGGAAAGUGAGAAGUGGAAUUCAUCUGUGAUUUUAAGCACAACGGUGAAGGGAGAAGGACAUACGGAGGUGCCCCCACCGGACCUCUGAAGAAGGGGAGACAUGGAACACUCCUGGAUUCUGAGCGCUGUUUACCUCCUGGUUGUCUCGGCUGCUGUUACACGUAACGGUGUGGCAGGACAAACUCACAAUGAUUCAGCGCCUACUACAGUGAUACAAAUUCAGAGUGAAUAUUUUGCAGUGGGCAAAGACGCUAACAUAAGCUGCAGCAAUAGGACAUGGUCUGAUGCUCUCCAUUUUAUCUGGAAAAUAAACAUUAGUGGAGUCAACUGUCUGAUAAGUGAAUCUACCAAAAAUCCUCCGCACAACAACUGCACAGGAGGGAAAACACUCCGCAACACCACCAAUGGGGAGUCCUACCUGCACAUUCCUGACUUUGGAGUCAAAGAUGAAGGGACAUAUAAAUGUGAAGGGGUGUUCAGAGGUGGAGCUGAACAGGUCAUCAUUACAGUGCAGGCAGCAGUCCCUCCUGUUCUCUCCACCAGUCUAGAGCGGGAUGGUGGUCAGUGGUUUGCUGUCUGUUCUGCUGCUGGGGGAAAACCAGCGGCCAAAGUGUCCUGGGAGAUGUCGAGAUCUUCUGGGGUCACUGAGAGGUCGACCCCAAACGCAGAUAAAUCUGUCACUGUUGAGAGUUGGCUGCAUUUGCAAAACAAUGACACGAUGGACAAGCUGAUCUGCGUGGCCAGUCAACCUUCCUGGACUAAAGAGUCAAUCUUGGAGCUUGGUGCUUGGAGCCUAAGUCGUGAAGGCAGUGCUUUUAAAUGGACCAUUCCAUUAAUAAUUGGUUGUCUGCUCAUCAUAUUGUCAGCGGCCAUCUUUUCCUAUGCUGCUCGUAAGCACCUCAGAAAAUUUAGUUUAUUCAUCAACCUGUGCUGCAAGUCUGACGGGACCUCAUCCACUGAGUCGAAACAGGCCCAGGAAGUGGAGGAGGUUGAGCCUUAUGAGAGCUAUGUGCAGCGCGUCAACUCCAUCUACAACUCUUCUGCUGACCUCUUCGGUGUCUGAUAUACAACACAGGCACAGCAGCACUUGUCUGCUGGGAGAUGUGUGUGUGUGUGUGUGUGUGUGUGUGUGUGUGUGUGUUCAUGUGUGUGUAAGCGUGCGUACUUGCAGCAAGCAGCUUUUGGGAAAUUAUGGUGAGGAGAUAACUCACUUUUGAGGUGUACAAGCCACUGUAGUGAAACACUCACAAAUCAAAAUGUGCUUUUAAAUCGUAAGACGUAUUUGAGCAGCACAUGAUGGGCCACCGCAAGAUGACGAAUGUCUUAGAUGGCUUAAGGUCCUCUAGAGAUGGGACUUGUUCCUGCAACAUGUACUGUCUUCAGACAUCUGGAUGAAAAAAAAGUGUGUUUAGAAAUAGUAUAGAUAUGGACAAAGUUGAGGUAGCAAAAGCCUUCUCAUCUUAUCCAGUGAAUGGACACUGAGUCAAAUCAGGAGUAUGAACAAAAGAACAAAACAGGCAACACUGUGUACAUAUGAAGGUAAUGGGAUUUAAACCGCCAGAAGACAAUAACGGUGGCCAUGAACCACUGAGUAAAUUGCCACGUUUUGAUUGCUGUUGGACAGUCAGGAGACAAUGAUCAAGGCCUUUACUCUUAACAAGUACACCACAGUUAUGUGGUGUACUUGUUAAGAGUGCAAGUUGUCUAUUCAAAUCGAGAUCCCCACACACACACACAACCAUUGCGGAGGCCUGAAAACUACGCCUCUGUACAGAGUUGGAAAACAGAAUAGUAUAGAGUGGGAAACUGAACAGUCAUACAGUACAGGGUGAUUAAGAUAACAUGCUGUAUGUGUCGUUAAGUGGGAGGGCAGCCGUCUGAUUGGCUCAUGGGAGGCCUGAGCGGGCCAGGAACCAGUCCCGGUCCCAAAAAUCAAGUCACGCUGUGACUCAUAGCAGGAAGAGUUCCACAUGAGAGGGUCAUGAGAGGCAGCUGGAGAGAGAGAGAGAGAGAGAGAGAGAGAGAGAGAGAGAGAGAG